AUGGCAAAGCCGCAAGGGCGACGGGCCGAGGGCCCCGAGGGCGUGUCUACCGGGCUGAUGAUCGGCUGCCUGAUCUACCCCGACGGCUGGGACUCGAGCGAGGUGAAGCGCCUGUGCGGGGACAAGACGGACAAGUACACGCUGGGCGCCUGCACCGUGCGCUGGGCGUACAUCCUCUGCAUCAUCGGCAUCCUCGACGCUCUCAUACUCUCCUUCCUGGCCUUUGUGUUGGGGAACCGGCAGGACCACCUCCUCCCGUCUGAUUUUAAAGUGGAAAAUAAAGUCGCAGGCAUUAAAGUAGAAAAGGUCACAGAGUUCAGAAACUAUUCUGACUAUCUGGGCACAGGGAAGGAAAACAGUAAAGGGACAGGGCACUUUGGAUGA
Molecule: messenger RNA, 384 nt
Organism: Fulmarus glacialis (Northern fulmar)
Lineage: Eukaryota; Metazoa; Chordata; Aves; Procellariiformes; Procellariidae
Product: tetraspan membrane protein of hair cell stereocilia homolog
Exons: 3
Coding region: 1-384 (127 amino acids)
Biological process (GO): sensory perception of sound; detection of mechanical stimulus involved in sensory perception
Cellular component (GO): plasma membrane
Source: RefSeq, a predicted model, not a curated record